AUGAGUAGCAUUAAGACAAGGACCCGUCUCACACCACCCACCAGGGCCGAUGCCUUUAUUCCACUGACUGACGAGCUGUUCCUGUUCUUGGUGUACCUGUCACUGGGUCUGAAGGAGAAAGGUCUGGGCAAUCGGUUCAACGUUCAUCAGUCCACCGUCAGCAGGACAAUCAGGACAUGCUCGGUCAGUGACGAGGAAUUGUUCAGGGAAUCUGGCAUUAACCCUCUUUUGGAUAGAGACAUGACUGUAACGGUGGAUAAGGGAUCCAGAUUUGAUGCCCUGCAAGGAAGUCACCGCGUGUUUCCCGGGCAGCUUGACUUCGGAGCAGCUCGGGCCGGACUCGGCUCUGCUCGGUUUAUUUUCCUCCCGCCCUCCACCGGAGCGGAGCGAGAUGAUCACCGGACCCUGUGGCGUUUGGGCGCUUUGUGGUCGGACAGUCUGGACGGAACGGACCUGGAACCAGAACCGACCGGAAGCAGCGACCGGGCGGCAGCACGGAGCCGAACAUCAGCGCGACUUUACGGGCGUUUCAGAGCCGAGAGGCCCCGGAGAGAUACCGAGCGGUCCGAGACAGCGGAGCCGGGUGGCGGUGGACUGCUGGCGGCUGCAGCUGCGGGCGGAGGACUGACUCAGAGACAUGUCAUUGAGCUGGUUCAGAAGUACGGCGUGAAGCGCUGGUCGCUCAUCGCCAAGCACCUGCGGAGUCGUAACGGGAAGCAGUGCCGCGAGCGCUGGCACAACCACCUGAACCCGACGGUGAAGAAGAGCAGCUGGACGCUGGAGGAGGACGGCGUCAUCUGUCAGGCCCACAGGCUGCUGGGAAACCGCUGGGCCGACAUCUCCAAGUUGCUGCCGGGCAGGACAGAUAAUGCCAUCAAAAACCACUGGAACUCCACCCUGAAGAGGAGGGUGGAGAAGGAGGGAUACCUGCAGGUCCUACACCUCCACAACUCCUGCACCAGCUCCUCCAACACCUCCUCCAACUCCUCCUACUCCACCAGGCCAGCAUCCAGGACCCGCGGCCCCCCCGGCACAGCCAACAUCUCCACCAAGGCUGACGGUGUGUCCACUGUGAAGGACGAGUCCAGCUGCAUUUCCUGUGGUCAGAGUGUGUGUGGGUGCCAUGGCAACCAAGCCCACCUGUGCUCCAUCUGUGUCCCCGCCCCCUCCACCUCAGGUUACAGCUCCUCUCUGAGCAUGUGCGAGCUGACAGCGCCCAUGGACCUGAUGGAGACGAACCCAGAGACCUGGAGCUGUGGCCCAGAGGAAGUGACAUCAUCGCUGUCCACCUGCCUGUACAGACAGGACGCCGACCUGUCAGUCAUCAGUCUGAGCACCAGUUAUGUUACAGGUUUGAAGGAGCAGCUGGUGACCAGUGAGGAUGGAGCCUCCUUGUUAGACUCCUCCUCCUCCUGGAGCAGAGGCAGCAGGGCGGGGCCUCUGACGUUCUCCCCUUCUGAGCUCUUCAGUCUGUGCGGUGUCGAGGAUCUGAAGUUACAGCAUCCAGCUCUCACCUCCACCCCCGUGUGUUCCCAUAAACACUCCACCAACACCAACCAGGGCGACUCCUGCAGCCACAGGACGCCCUCAGAGACCAGGGAGAGGGUCAGAGCGCUGUGCACGGCAGCGCCUCAAACACCAACGCCACUGAAGAUCAACAAGAGAGAAGACGAGGUUCCAGUUUGUUCAAGCAGAAUGAUGAACGUGACGUGGGAGGAGCCAAGUGUGGAUCCUGACAGUCAGCAGUCCAGCAGCAGCUCUGAGGUCCAGGGAGAGAGUCUGCUGAGCUCCAUCCUGCAGGUCCAGAGAGAGUUUGUCUCCAGCUGUGAGGAGUUUGGCUGCUUCCCGUUGGACGGACGGACAGAGGUGUGGUGGUGUCAGCAGUCGGUCACUUACCUGCACUCUCCUGAAUGUCCUGCGUACAGACUGAACCCCUUUGAGCAGAGCGAGGACUUACAGGUGCUGAUGUUCGGGAAAACAGACGACCAGAUGACUCUGACAGAGCAGGCCCAACUCUACGUGGAGCCCUGAUCCUCCUCGACCAUCAGGACCAUCAGCUGGCAGGUAUCAUCCUCAUCCUCACCCUCACCCUCAUCCUCACCCUCACCCUCACCCUCAUCCUCACCCUCACCCUCACCCUCAUCCUCAUCCUCAUCCUCAUCCUCAUCCUCACCCUCACCCUCACCCUCACCCUCAUCCUCAUCC
Molecule: messenger RNA, 2205 nt
Organism: Epinephelus moara (kelp grouper)
Lineage: Eukaryota; Metazoa; Chordata; Actinopteri; Perciformes; Serranidae
Product: transcriptional activator Myb-like
Exons: 15
Coding region: 1-2031 (676 amino acids)
Biological process (GO): positive regulation of transcription by RNA polymerase II; mitotic cell cycle
Cellular component (GO): nucleus
Molecular function (GO): DNA-binding transcription factor activity, RNA polymerase II-specific; RNA polymerase II cis-regulatory region sequence-specific DNA binding
Source: RefSeq, a predicted model, not a curated record